Drosophila takahashii is the source of this 1307-nucleotide messenger RNA. RefSeq names its product leucine-rich repeat-containing protein 34. Lineage: Eukaryota; Metazoa; Arthropoda; Insecta; Diptera; Drosophilidae. Gene Ontology annotation, molecular function: GTPase activator activity; protein binding. The record is from RefSeq and is a predicted model, not a curated record.
AAUUAACAAUAACAAUUUAAAUUUUGUAAUUUACAAUAGUUCUAAACGAAACUGAUCAGGAUGUGCGAGUUGGUGCUCCCGUGCGAGUACAAUCCGAAGGCAUGCCCUCGUCCUUUGCCUGAGAAAAGCCGUCUGUUCACGAUCCUGCUCCUUUAUUGUUGGCAGCGGGAGUACGACGAGCGACCCUACCGGCAGUUCCAGUUUAAGAGACUGCUGUUCGAAGAGCGGAUCGGUCGGAAGUAUCACUGCAUACGCGACUUCCGGAUCAUCGUUAACUAUCUGCUGCGGCGCCACCAGUUGUCGGUGAAAAUUUCGAGCCUGGUCGUUAGCAACUGGGAUGCUGGUCUGCUAAAGGACUUUGCCCGCUCCCUAAUCCCGGUUUGGUACAUAGAUCUGAAUCUGAUGCGGUUCCCCCACGAAUUCUUUGUGAUGUUACGUCUCAAUGCGAAAAAGAUGAAUGUCAGCCAACUGAGUUUGGAAGGUACGCCCCUCACCGACGACGAUGUUCGAAUCCUGCGAGAGUUCCUGCUGGUGAGCAGGACACUGCGCAGGCUCAACGUGUCCCACUGCAGCCUGACUCAGUACAACUUCGCACUGAUCGCGGACGGAGUGCACAAGUCGCCGGGAGUGCGACGCCUGAAUGCCGGAAGGCUUCUCGGACUGAGUCUCAGCCUCGACACGGAGAAGAUUGCCUCCGUGCUGGGUUCGCUGCUGAUGCAGAACACACUAUGGAGUCUGUCGUUGGAACACUGCGAGCUGACCGCCCAGGAUAUGAUUCCAAUUGCCGAACACCUCGCCCUGACUACAUCGAGAUUCCGCCGCCUGCGCAUCGCCUGCAAUAAAAUCGGCCCGGAUGGAGCCUUUUUCCUGCUGCGCGGAAUGUCCAUCGGCGGGAUGCUGGAACUGCUGGACAUUAGCCAUUGCUCGAUUGGCACCCACGGUGGCGAGUGGGUGGCCAAGUACCUCACCUCGUGCCGCCAACUGCGAACCCUGCUCUUGAACAACAACGACAUGAAACCGGAGGCAGUCAACCUCAUCCUUCUGGCCAUGAAGAAGCGCUGCAAGCUGGAUCGCCUGACUUUGUAUGGCAAUCACUUUGACUCGCGUUCCGCGAUGAUAGUUCGACGUCUGCUGGACGCCGAGGUGGUGCUGCAUUCCGAGCUGGACAUCAGUUACACCUACGACGAGGCUCUCCACGACUACAGGGUGGUGCCGUGGCGAUAGGGAGUGGAUAGUAAUUUUCUUGCUCUGUUUGCAAAAUAAAUUUAAAUCUCAACUUUUCGGUUAUAAUAAAUGUUUGUCGUUUA